Anopheles cruzii is the source of this 477-nucleotide messenger RNA. Its product is annotated as zinc finger protein 512B-like. NCBI's taxonomy places the organism in Eukaryota, Metazoa, Arthropoda, Insecta, Diptera, Culicidae. The coding region runs from base 1 to 477 and encodes 158 amino acids. The transcript is spliced from 2 exons. The record is from RefSeq and is a predicted model, not a curated record.
AUGAAGACGUUCAUUGUGCUGUCCGCGGUGAUGGUGGCGCUGGUGGCCGGAGCUACGAUCCGCGAGUCUGAGAAAACCAUCCACAAGCGAUCCGAUCACCACGACCACGUGAAGACGGUGACGAUCACGAAGAAGGUGCCGGUGCCGUAUCCGGUCGAAGUCGAAAAGCACGUGCCAGUGCCGGUGAAGAUCCCAUAUCCGGUGCACGUCGAGAAGAAGGUUCCGUUCAUCAUCGAGAAGAAGGUUCCUGUGUACGUCGAGAAGAAAGUGCCCGUUCACGUCGAUCGGCCGGUGCCCGUCGAAGUGAAAGUACCGUACGAGGUUCCAGUUUACCACAAGGAGUACGUCGAAGUGCCGAAGCCAUAUCCGGUUCAUAUCGAGAAACCGUAUCCGGUGUACGUGAAAAAACCGGUCUACAUCGAGAAGGCGGUUCCGGUCACGGUACACAUCAAAAAGGUGAAGAAACACCACCACUGA